UUGCAUGGCAAGGCACAAGUUUUGGCACGGACUAAAGGUUUCAAAGGCCAAGCACAAAGUCGGGCUAACAUGGCAAAUAAAGAGGAGACAAUGCUUGAAGCUACAAAACCAAACAAGGAAGAUUUCACAGAGUUCAACAAGGAAGAUAUAGAAAGAUUGAGAUGUCUCCUUGACUCACUCGACAAAUCGAGUUCUUGUUCUCUUGUCAAAUUUG
Molecule: messenger RNA, 214 nt
Organism: Dovyalis caffra
Lineage: Eukaryota; Viridiplantae; Streptophyta; Magnoliopsida; Malpighiales; Salicaceae
Source: the annotation of a GenBank genome assembly